AUGAAGCUCUAUGUUCUCAUCAUGAAGCACUCGGAUGAAGAACAUAUCACAAUUGUUAACAGCAAUUUUGGCUUGGAUAAAAAAGGAGAAGGUCCAGAAUUAUGGGAUCUUUUCAAAAAGAAGUACGCCGGUAACAAGGCUCAUCACCAAAUGUUAGCUUUGGGUGAAUUCAUCAAUCUCAAGCUCAAGGAAACUAAAGAAUUUGUCAAGGAAAUUCGGAGUGGCAUCAGUAAAAUCAAAACAUCAGGAUUGGAUAUCAAGGAGCAAGACAUUGCGUUAUUGAUCCUCAAGAAGCUACCUAAAGAAUUUGAGUCCUUGAUCCAAAUCAUCAUACAAGAUAAAGAGAGCUUGAAGACAGAGGACAUUAUUCACAAGAUCAAGCAAGAUCACCUACAGUUUAAAUUGAAGAAAGCCAAAAAAGUAGCCAUGGUUGGCCAGCAACAAGUUCCAAAACAAACCAGCAAGUGUUACAACUGUGACAUCAUGGGUCACUUGGCAAAAGAAUGUUGCAAGCCUUGGACCAACUACAAGUACGCUCCGCCUAGAGCAAAUAUAGGAGAAGCUGAAGGAAUAAACACAUUGUUCAUAGCCAUGAAGGAAGAAGAACUCAAAGAAGAAGAGAUCAGUUUCUAUGAUCCCAUAGGAACCGAGAUUGGGAUUUUGGAAAUCUUGGGAACGAUGGGUUCUACAGCAAGGAAGAGGUUGCGGCUCACCAGGUAA
Messenger RNA from Puccinia graminis f. sp. tritici CRL 75-36-700-3, 720 nucleotides. RefSeq lists its product as uncharacterized. The record is from RefSeq and is a predicted model, not a curated record. Gene Ontology annotation, molecular function: nucleic acid binding; zinc ion binding. The transcript has a single exon. The coding region runs from base 1 to 720 and encodes 239 amino acids. NCBI's taxonomy places the organism in Eukaryota, Fungi, Basidiomycota, Pucciniomycetes, Pucciniales, Pucciniaceae.